Messenger RNA from Drosophila arizonae, 2161 nucleotides. It is a transcript of the gene Nepl18, whose product is annotated as Neprilysin-like 18. NCBI's taxonomy places the organism in Eukaryota, Metazoa, Arthropoda, Insecta, Diptera, Drosophilidae. Gene Ontology annotation, cellular component: plasma membrane. The record is from RefSeq and is a predicted model, not a curated record. Gene Ontology annotation, molecular function: metalloendopeptidase activity. Gene Ontology annotation, biological process: protein processing.
UUGAAUCGUUGGCGGGAAUCAUGUUAGGACGACGCUGGAACGCUUGGCUGCUGCUGGCAAUAUUUUGCUUGACGGCAGCCCCAAUCGCCAGGGCCUUGCCAUCGGGGACGGCCAAUGCGAGCGUAGCCGAUGAUCUCACUACGGAUUACGCCAAGCAGAUUAUGCGCCAGUCUAAGGUGGCCGAGAUGAAGGGCAUGCUGAAUGAGAGGACUGCGCCCUGCGACGACUUCUAUGGCUAUGCGUGCGGCAACUGGCAUCGUCAGAAUCCCGCUCAGCUGUUCGGGAACAUAAUGACGGAUACGUUUCAGCUGAUUGUCAAGGGAUUCGAUCGACGUCUGCAGCGUCUGCUGCAGUCGGGCGAAAUGAGAUCGGAGCUAGAGCAGAAGCUGCAGAGUUUCUAUCGAUCCUGUCUGCUAGCAGAUGUGCGAGAUAUUCACUACAAGCGGGCGCUGCUGAGCAUCUAUGGUGAGUUCGGGGGAUUUCCUGUCGUGGAGCGUGAGAGUUGGAAUGCCCCUAGCUUCAGCUGGUGGCGCGCCAUUGCGGCCAUUCAGCAUAAAUACGGCCAGCAAAUCAUACUGGCCGUGGACAUAAUGUCGGACAUCAAGAAUCAUACGGUGAAUCGGGUCUAUCUGGGCCCGCCGGACAACAAGCAGCCCAUCAGCAUACUGAAGAAUCUCGAGGAUAAGGCUCUGGCACAUCAGCUCCAGCUCUACUUUGGCGUUGCCGAGCAACUGGCCAAGCGAACCGCCAGGCAGCUGAUCAAAUUGCAGCGCGCCCUGGCCGAGGGCAGCCUCAGCGAAAGCGUCAGCCUGGAAGAGGAUCUGGCCCUUUACCCAGUAGCCGAACUGGAGCAGCGGUAUGCUGAGCAGUUCAGCAUCAAGGAGUAUCUCGGCCUGGUGCUGGGCAAGGACAAUGUGCCGGAGCACAUAUAUAUCUACAGUGAAAACUAUUUGAACAAAACCUUGCAAACGCUGCAGGCCACUCCGCUGGAGACGAUCGCCAACUAUGUGAUCUGGCAGCUGCUGGCGCCAUACCGAGUCGACUCCGAGCCCAAUGAGCUGCGCACCUGGUGCACUGAGCAAACCAAGAAGCACUUUGCGAAGCUCACGGACCACAUGAUCUACGAACGCUAUCGCAGUCCCGAGGCCGAGGCAGAUGUGAAGAGGGUCUGGAAACAGAUACGCGAGACGUUCCGGCAGCAAUUGGCUGGCGACAAGCUCGACUGGAUUGCGAACAAGACUCGAGAGCUGGCGAUUCAUAAAUUGGAUCGCAUGGAGCUGCACAUCAACUCCUAUGACAAUGAGGACUUCGAGGGACUCUACGGUGCGGUGGCCGUGGACAGGCAAAACUACGUGCUCAAUGUGCAACAGCUGCUCAUGGCGGAGGCCAAGCGCAGUCUGAAGAGGCAGCACAAUCCGGCCUCCUCGUUGGAGGCCACCGAUGUGCUGAGCUUCACGCCCGCCUACAACAUCCUGGACAACAACAUCACAAUCCCAGUGGCGCUCCUCCAGCCGCGCUACUUCUGGGAUGCGAACUACCCGCAGGCGCUGAAGUACGGCACCUUGGGCUAUCUGCUGGCGCACGAGAUGAUACACGGCUUCGACGAUGAGGGACGCAAUUAUGAUGCCAAUGGCAAUCUGGCGCCCUGGUGGGAUGACAGAUCGCGCUACGAGUUCGAGGAGAAGCGCAAGUGUUUCCAGGCUCAAUAUCAUUCCUACAAAUACGGCGGCACUCGCUUGCCGGAGAGCGUGCUGCAGUCGGAGAAUAUUGCCGACAAUGCGGGUGUGAAGCUGGCCUACAAGGCCUACCAACGUUGGCUGGAGCAACAGCCGCCCGAGGUGCUGCAGCAGGAGACACUGGCCGGCCUCGAGCUGACCAGCCGGCAGCUGUUCUUCUUGAGCUAUGCCCAGCUGUGGUGCGACGAUGUCCAGUCCCUGUUCAAGACGUCGGUGGCCAAGGUGGAUGACCAUGCGCCGGGCAUGUAUCGCGUCAUUGGGCCAUUGUCCAACUUCCAAGAGUUCUCCUGGGUCUACAACUGCUCCCAGCAGGCGCCCAUGGAUCCAGAGUUCAAGUGCGCCAUAUACUAAGUCAGCUGCUCUGAAAUGUUACUCCCUAGCCUUAGUCUUACAAUAAAAUGGGUGGCCCGCAAUGGUAGCCGAAA